AUGCCCGUCACGGAGUCCACUAAGCUGCUGUGUGUUUGGAGGCCUUCUGGUGAGGAAGCAGCUCGCAUUCCAGUCUCACAUCUGGGUCAUGUGGAUGAGCUGAAGCAGCUGUUGCAUUCCCUCCUCGGGGUCCCACGGUUCCGGCAAGCCAUCGUGCAUGGAGAUGUCAUCUUGGAUGAUCAUGCCCGAUUGUCCGCCAUGUCGGAUGUACAGCUGGUGGUGCUUCCGGUCUCCAAUGCUUCCCCAGAGGAUGCGCGCACCUUCCUUUGCGCAGCAAUGUGGGGCUGGGAGUGGAAGGUCGAGGAGAUGGUGCGAGCAUGUCACGACCCGAACUUGGCUGCAGAUUUCGCCGGUGAGCUCCUGACACCCAUCCAGGCAGCUUCGAAGGAAGGCCAUCGUGAGAUGGUGAGUUUGUUGUUGGAAGCUGGAGCGCAGGAUGUGUCUGACGCCGGCAACCAAGUCGCUCUUACUGCCGCAUCCAUGGCCGGCCAUAGUGAUGUGGUUACCUUGUUGUUGGAGGCUGGUGGUGACAGAGGCCGGGCGCUUGAAGCCGCUUCUCUUUCUGGCAAGGUCUCUGUAGUUCGUAUGCUCCUGCAGUCUGGAGCUGAAGGCCUCACGACUUGCUCUCUUCGCGAAAGCCUCGUAGUUGCAUCAUCCAACAACGAUGAGGAGAUCGUGUCUAUUCUCUUGGAAGCUGGUGCCCUGGACACUGUUGACUGGGGCUGGCCGAAGGCCGUGGCAGCUUCGCUGUUGUGUGCAUAUGCCUCAGUAGAUAGGUCCACUGUGAUUGUGUACAUGGCCCUUCCUCUGGUGGUGGUCUUGAGACAAACGCCACACACAUCACCUGCUAUACUGCUGCCCUUGCAGCUACUCAUUCUGCUGAUGCUGCCGCGGAAGAUACUUCGGGCCCGCACGUCAUCCUCAUCUCUAGCUGCCAUCGUCUGUCAAUUGCUUGUCCCCCUAACGAUACUCUUUAGAGGCACUUUGCUGCAGUUUCCGAUGCUGCUCUUCAUGAUCGUGCUCUUGCUCUUCCCCACCAAGAUCGUGCGCUUGCUUUUGGCCAGCUCCACAGCGGCAGCCGCGAGGCUCUUGCGUGGCCACUGCUUCUCUAGGAGACAGCAGGGGGGUGCCAUGGCUGCCCAAGUUGCCCUCGUAGCUCUACUAUAG
Messenger RNA from Symbiodinium sp. CCMP2592, 1167 nucleotides. The record is from the annotation of a GenBank genome assembly. NCBI's taxonomy places the organism in Eukaryota, Dinophyceae, Suessiales, Symbiodiniaceae.